Amyelois transitella is the source of this 3328-nucleotide messenger RNA. RefSeq lists its product as uncharacterized. The record is from RefSeq and is a predicted model, not a curated record. NCBI's taxonomy places the organism in Eukaryota, Metazoa, Arthropoda, Insecta, Lepidoptera, Pyralidae. The coding region runs from base 350 to 3175 and encodes 941 amino acids. The transcript is spliced from 13 exons.
ACAAUUCAUUCGUCUCGUUCCUCCCCUCCCUACACCUCUACUCGUUUAUUCAUUCUUUGAAAUUCAUCAUUCACCACAGUGCAAUGCAAAUUUUAACUGGGAUAUAUUUUUGUUUCCUGAGUCGUAAUAGUUAAUUGAAAUAAGUGUUUUGAUUUCUUUUCCAAAAGUAAAUAUUGUUUUAUUAAAUCGUAUUAUUGAGUGUAAACAAAAUAUCAUGAUUUGAUUUCCGUAAAACACUGGUGCCUACUCCAUGUUGGCUGUGGAAAGUAAGCAAGCAAACCCCGCCUGUCGUCAGUGUCAAGCAAGCCAAAUAAUUGAGAAACAAUGACUAUAUUGUUUAUACUAUAAAAUGACGGAAAAGGGAUUUGAGGGUGAUCAGUCGUCAUCGUCAUGGGACAUCCCUGGUCCGUCGUCAUUAGCAGCUAUCCUAGACACAGUAUUUACGUCUGCAACAUCUGACAACCCUCCUAGAAGUGAAGAAAUGGAGUGUGACGCUUUAUUUGCCGAAAGUGAUGAUGAUGUUGAAGUAAUGCCAACAUCUUCUGAGGCCGCCCCAAUGGCUAGAAAUGUGACUCCGAAGCCAGUUUCUUCAAAUUAUGUGAAUUCCACUACUCCCACUCAACCUUAUGAAGUCAACUUGGCACCUCUGUCUCAUCCUAUGCCAUCCCAUACUCCUGUACCUGAAGAAUAUCAGCCCCUACCUGACAGUUCCAGCUCCCUAGGGUAUGUGUUAGGUGACAACUCUGAAGGUGUAACAGUAAAUGGUCUAAGGAGAUACCCAGAUAUAAAUAUUAGAUACCAACCAAAACCUAUGUCAAUUGAGCAAAGAGGAUAUUAUUACCCUAACUUUUAUCACAAUCCUGCAGGUGUCAGACCACCUCAAGAAUAUUCAUUUGCCCCAUAUCAUCCAAAUAAUGUAAUUGUGCUCAGUGAUGAUUCAAGCAGUGUGCCACAUCCUGUACCAUACAUAUUACCACCUAAUCGGCCUCACCUGGAAGGUGGUAAUCCACUAAGCACUGGAUAUGGUAGGCCAUAUCCUAAUCCAUACCCAUUACGUGCAGGGGAGACCAAUCACAUGCCUAAUAACUUGGAAAGGCCUAGUAGAAAACUAAAUAUUUCUCCCAGGAGGAGGCAAUCAAAAGAGAAUGAGAGUCACCCUAAUUUAAUAGAAGUAAGUUCAGAGGAAGAAGAUAAUGCUGCUGCACCAAGAAAAAGACAAUGUGAUAAUGGGGUCAGUCACCAACCACCUGCGGGUGCUGGUAAUAGCAAAGGAAACAGUAGCAGUGCCAAUGACUUGCCUCUAAGGGUUGAUAUCAAAAGAGAGCCAGGUGAACAAGCUGAUGUUGGUACUCAAGCUGGAGGCGACGCUAAUACCGGUAACAUACAGCAAGUGGAGCACAACUGUAACAGUCAGCGGCCUAGUGGGAGUUACCCUCAUGCACAGUCCGCACAUUACAACUGUUCACAAAAUCCACCAGUAAUUCAUAUCAAACAAGAAAACUCUGGUUGUGGAAUCCAUGACCGUGGUUGUGGUUGUAGGUCAAAUCAUUUACCAAAUUCAUGUUCACAUAUCCAUUUAAGCCAAAAUGAGUUACAUAGGCGUAAUUCUAGUCACUGUCACCACGCCAAUGGUCCUCACCAUCAUCAUCAUCGUCAUCAAAUACCAGCCUCUUGCUCACAUAAUUCAACAGCGCCACAAACAAAUCCUUCUACCUCCCAGAUAAAAGGGGAACCUGGUACACAAAAUAUUAAACAGGAGACUGAUUCUGUACAAGCACAAACACAAAGGCUGGGAGAUAAUCCAGUUCCUUCUGUGAUAUGCCCUGUCAAAUUAGAAAGAAGCAGUCUGGCUCGUGUUAAAGUAGAACCAGGGCCCCCAAGUCCUCCGAUGCCCAUGGAGGUAGAACAAAAUGUCUCUGUUAAGCGUGAAGGCCAAAAUGAAGAUAAUGCGAGAUGGUGUUGUGAUGGAGAUGCAGCAGAAGACAGAGGAGGUGAUGGUUCACCUCAGCCGGGCACUAGUGCAGGGAGAGCAUGUCAGACUCAACAACAAACUGGUGAAAGCAGACCUGCAAAUACUCAACAAGAUCAAGCUUCAGGACAAAAUGCAGUAUUAUCAGCGCCUGACCUGCAGCUAGAUUGGGUGUCAGAUUCAAGUUCUGAUGAUGAUGUGCAACUAUUGGAGGAGGAUUCUAAUCCACGUGUAGUGAUAGACCUGACGAGUUCCCCGGCGUCGCCGAGCGCCGCGCCGCGCCCCGCCGCGGACGCGCCGCGCGUGUACCCGCCAAUACUGCACCACAACACACAACCGCCGCAUGCGCAUCUUUUACGGAGCAGUGUGUAUCCGUCGCGCAGACUCCGCUGCAUGCUGCCGUGCCGCGGCUGCAGCUGCGCGCCGCCGCUGGCGCACCGCGCGGCGCACCCGCCGCAGCCGCCGCCCGCCACGCACACCGUGCUGCCGCACUCGCACCACACGCCGCUGCACGCGCACAUGGGUGACCGACGCCGCGACGUGACGAUAGCGCCGCCGUACCUGCUUCACGAACGACUGUGGCACCGACAACAACACAUGCUGGAAGUGCAGCGUCGCAGCAUGAUGGGAGACAUGAGCGGGGGCCUCGGCCUCAACCCGUACGCGGUGUCUCCGCCCACCGCCACCUUACUAGCAUUCCCAGAUGAGCUCGAGCCUCACGACUUGAGUUCCAAUCGUGCGCCUCAAGGGCUCGCGUCCGGAGUCUCCGCGCCUAUGAUGCUUGAGGGGCCACAUAUUCACCACCACAUGCACCACUACCUACAGAUGCAUCCGCCUCAUCUACAUAUCUCAAUCCAGCCCUCAGUAAUGCAAAGUUCGAACGCGGCGUUCGCAGCACAAAUGGUAGCCGUGGUGCGCGCCGCGUCGGCGGCCGAGGCUCGGCGAGCGGCGCACCGCGGCGCCAGCUCCGCCGUCAUCGAGAGGAACACCUACAGACACGCUUACGCCGCCCCCGCGCCGCACCACCAAGACGAAAAGUGUACCAUCUGCCUGUCCAUCUUCGAGGUUGACUCAGACUGCAGACGCCUUCCAUGCAUGCACCUGUUCCACAUGGAGUGUGUUGACCAGUGGCUAAGCACCAACAAGCACUGCCCCAUAUGCCGUGUCGACAUCGAGACUCAUCUCAACAAGGACGCCACGUUUUGAACAGAGGAACAAUUUCUCCUCGAGCUGUGGGGAGCUCAUGAUGGCUUGCUGCUGGAGUUCCAAGCUCUCUUGUUGAAGCUCGUGCGUCAACUGCUUCUGGGCAUUACAAGUCCUGACACAAAAAUACUGCCAAUAAUGUAUAUAAUUAUAUUA